GGAGCUUGGAGUCAGCGGCAGGCGGGCACGGCACUGCCAGGACCUGCCUGGGGAGGCGGCAGGCAUAUGGGGGCCUGGAAACAGAGAAAUGACAGCAUCCUCCUGCACACCAUGUCCCAACAGGGUUCUGUGGCCCUACCGCUGAAGUGUGACAGGUCGACCAUGGGCAAAGACUUGGACGAGGCGAUCCGCUGCACUCUGCCCAACUGCACCUGUGAGUGUUUCCAGCCGGGGAAGAUCAGCCUGAGGACAUGUGACUACUGCAAGCAUGGCUGGGUGGCCCACGCGCUGGACAAGCUGAGCACGCAGCACCUGUACCACCCGGCCCAGGUGGAGAUCGUGCAGUCCAGCGUGGUGUUCGACAUCAGCUCGCUCAUGCUGUACGGCACGCAGGCGCUGCCGGUGCGGCUGAAGAUCCUGCUGGACCGGCUCUUCAGCGUCCUGAAGCAGAGCGAGGUCCUGCACAUCCUGCACUGCCUGGGCUGGACCCUGCGCGACUACGUCCGGGGAUACAUCCUACAGGACGCGGUGGGGAAGGUCCUGGACCGCUGGAGCAUCAUGUCGCAGGAGGAGGAGGUGGUCACCCUGCAGCAGUUCCUGCGUUUCGGGGAGACCAAGUCCAUCGUGGAGCUGAUGGCCCUGCAGGAGCAGGAGGGGCAGGUGGUGACCGUGCCCCCCUCCGAGGCCGAUUCGGGGAUCCGGACCUUCAUCGAGAGCAGCGGCCCCGCCCGUAGCCCUGCCCUGCUGUCCUGCCUGCAGGGGGGCGGCGGCGGCGGCGAUAGCGUCCAUCACUUCGAGAACCUCCCAAACAGCCUGGCGUUCCUCCUGCCCUUCCAGUACGUCAGCCCCGGCUCCGCCCCCACGCUGGGCCUCCCGGCCAAUGGGCUCGCCCGUGAGCCCAGCCUGCCCACCAACGGGCUGGUGCAGGAGCCGGGCCUGCCCAAUCAGAGCGAGCCGUCCGAGAGCAGAGGGUCGGAGGCGUCUCUCUCGCCCUGCCCCAGCCUGGGCGCCCCCCUGGGGAGGCUGAACCCCAAAGCGGGGCUUGGCGGCGCGACCCCGCCCCCCUCCCCGACCCCGCCCCCGCUCGGCGACCGGCACGCGCACCCCCACGCGCUGAAGCUGGGGCCCCGCGGCCUGCAGUACUCCUCGCUGUCCUGCAGGCCGCAUCGCAUGCGACGCAUGGGCGCGGCGUCGCGCAAGGGCCGCGUCUGCUGCAGCUCCUGCGGCAAGACCUUCUACGACAAGGGCACGCUGAAGAUCCACUUCAACGCCGUGCACCUGAAGAUCAAGCACCGGUGCACGGUGCAGGGCUGCAACAUGGUGUUCAGCUCGCUGCGCAGCCGCAACCGUCACAGCGCCAACCCCAACCCCCGGCUGCACCUGCCCGUGCUGCGCAACAACCGCGACCGCGACCUCAUCCGCUCCGCCACCGCCUCCGCCACGCCCAUCAUCUCGGGGCACGCCCACAUGGCCACGCCCCUGUUGUCGGCCCCGCCCACCCCCGGUUUGGACCCCCUGCUGCACGGCUCGUUGGUUUUUCCCUCCCUGAAAUCCGUGCAGCCCGUGCAGCCCAUACCGCCGUUCUACCGCGCGCUGGUGCCUCCCGCCGCCCUGGUCCACCCGCCCGUCUCUCUGCCCUCCUCCCUGACUCCGCCCGCCUCCCACAGCCCCCGCCUCCCCGGCCAGGACCCCGCCUCCGAAUCGCCCCCCAAAAAAAAGCCCCGGAAGUCCAGCAUGCCGGUCAAGAUCGAGAAGGAGGCGGCGAGCGCGAUCGACGAGUACGAGGAGGAGGAGGAGGAAGAGGAGGAGGAGGAAGAUCCCGGCUACGGCCGCCAGCGUUCUCCUUCCGCGGGGGACGGGAGUCCUGGCCCGGCACCGCCGUGGCUGGAGGAGCGCCGGGGGGCUCGCUGCGCGGAGCGCGACCACCAGGGGGCGCCAGAGAAGGAGCCGGAGCCAGAGACCCGCGACGGGGAGAGGAGCAGGUUUACAGAGCGGCAGGAGGAGGAGGCGCAGGAGGAGGAGGCGCAGGAGGAGGUGCACGGCCAUCUGAGAGAAAGGGAGACGGAGAGCAAGAUCUGCUCCUCGCCGCCCCCUCUCCGCCCGCUCGUCGCCGUUAAGGAGGAGCUGAGCGACUCCGCUUUCGACUCCGUGUUCUGCGUGAGCCGUCGGGACCCCAAGUUGGGCCUGCACCCCAGCUCCGCCCUGCACCCCAACACGGGCCUGCACCCCAGGACCUGCUACGUCUGCAAGAAGAGCUUCAAGAGCUCCUACAGCGUGAAGCUGCACUACAGGAACGUGCACCUGAAGGAGAUGCACCUGUGCACACUGGCCGGCUGCAGCGCCGCCUUCCCCUCGCGACGCAGCCGAGACAGGCACAGCUCCAACAUAAACUUGCAUCGGAAGCUUCUGACCAAAGAGCUGGACCACAUGGUCCUGGACUCAGAUCACAUACCGCUGCCGCUGAUUGUUGGUGGCCAUGAGCGUGGUCUCGAGGCUCUGGGACGAGGAGGACGAGGAGGCGGGCGUGGUCGAAACGAAGGGUUCUCCCCUAUUAAUGGAGCCAGCCAACACUCCCCUGGCUUCUAUGUAGCAGCGGAGCUCUGUGCUGCCUCCAGUGGCUGGUCCAGGUAUAGCGCGCACUCGUCCACUGCGUCAGACCCCGGGAGCAGUGAGGGAGCCCUGCUGGACGACGCGCGGGCCGCCAGCGAUGGAGAGGACAUCUCCCAGAAUGCCGAGGGGCUUGGGGACAUUCGGUGCCGCAGGAGCAGAGCAGCAGAUUGGCAGCCGUGUGACACCUCCCCCUCGUGCCACGACUCCGCCGCCCCCUCGCCACGCGACUCCUCCCCUGCGUCGCACGACUCCUCCCCUGGCCCGGUGACUCCGCCCCCUUCGGGCGAUCCCUGUGGGUGUGUUGCCACACUCUCCGUCUGUGGCCGCAUGCUGCGCUGCCACGCCCGACUCCCCUCUGCCCGCAGCCGGGACGGACACAGCCAGAAUCCCGACCUGCAGGACAGCGCACCCCUCCCCGCCAUGAUGGACUGAUACUAAUACACGCCCCCCUCCCGCUAGCCCCCAAGUCUUCUGUGGACCCAGUCCAGCUUCCAGCAUCCUCCACAUUCAUCCAUUGUCUGUUUGUACUGCUUUCCCCUGGAAGCCCACGUACAUGAGCAGAGAACCCUCAUCCCAGAUACAGGUAGACGUCUCUGAUAUUUCUGUCCUCUCUGAGAGUGGAGAAGGUCCUUUCUUUUCCAUCUCCUGUUCCCUGAAAUAGGAACCGCCCCCCUUCCUUUCUACAUGGAAAUCACUCUUUGAUAUGAUUAACCGGGGAAAAAAUAAAAAUAAAAAGUGCUAUUCAAACUUGUGACUUUUUGCCUGCAGAACUGCUACUAAUGAGAAAGAGAAAGAUAAAAGAGAUCUUCUACGUGUUUUUCGUGCCGUUGUUUCUUUCCUGAAGACUGGCCCAUACCAGAGCGUCACCUCCUGCAUUUGUAAAUAAUUCCCCAACAGACUCCUGCUGUAAAAAUGCAUUGCUGGUUGCAGUAUGACUGGCAAGGGAACAGGAACUUUAGAUUGUUUCUCUUAAAACACAUUUUAAAUCAGACAGAAAUCCAGACCCCCAGUUGGAUGUGCUUGCGCAGAUAAUGAUCGCAUGCUGUAGGAUUCCAGGAAUGUGCGUAGUUUUUGUUUGUGGUGUUUGUAACGUGCGUUUCUCUGUGACACAAAUGCAGUGUUACACUUUGCAACAACACAAAGGGAUGACCAAAUACUAUUGUGAGAGGUAGAUGCAUUCAUUGCGGUUCUCACAGAUUGAGAUUGCCUGGCUGAGUGGUAACAGUACUUAGCAGUAGCUGCAUUAACUGUCUCCAGUGUCUCAAACGGCACAAUAAUGUAAAAACCAACCACUGGUUAUCCUUAUUUCAAUUUAUGCGGCUAAGAGGGCUCUAAAUUCCAAGUGUGACUCCAUGUUCAGUUGUGUUUAAAGUACAUAAUAAAGGCCACAUGCUUAUUUCCAUUGAGGUAAUCCGAGUCUAUGAUGUCCUUGAAUCUUAACCCUAAAAUUACACUUGUGAUCUUUUUAAAAUAUUGUUUUUUUUUUGUUAUUUCCUUGUGAUGCAAUGUAAUAUUACUGCAAUACUGUAGCUGUGCUGCAGUGUUUGUUUUGUGAAAGAUAUUACCGUAAUGCUCUGUCUGUACCUAUUUCAGAACUCAGCAUAAAUUGUAUAGUACAGCUAUAUCCAAUAAUUGGACAAGGGAGGGCACAGUUCUGUCCAAUGGUAUUUAUUGGUGUGUGCAUUUUCAGCUGAACCCCAUAUAUAUAUCCAAUUGCUUUUAUAGGUAACUAACAAUGAUCAUUGACAGGUAGAGGUGGUUUGAUGUGAAGUAUGGGGUCCAAAAAAGAGUGGUAUACCCCUUCUACAUACAAUCAUAUUUGUAAAAUUAAACACCUAAGUUUUAUAUAAAGUUUUUAUUUGUCAUAUUGGUGUCUUGGUAAACACUGUCUCACUCAUUGUGGAUCUGCAUGCUGCUUGUGCUUGUUGUGCAUCUGGAGAGACCCUGUUUGCAUAGCGACAGAAAUGCUCUAACACAGUAUAUCCAUAGCCAGGGAUUAUAGAAUAGGGACAAGACAGGAUGUGACAUCACAGAGGAGCUCCAACAAUCACAAAGUACAUUGGUAAUAACAAAUAGAAACAGCGAUAGCUUGUGGAUACCUUCAGCCAAUCUCUGUUGGCCUCGUUCCCUUUCUUAUGGUUGAGCUUUUCCCUGAUUUCAGUGGGAAAAGUGAUUACACAUCCAUUCUAUCCCUAUUUCAUUACCCUUGUCCGUAUCAGGGAAAAGUGUCAGUGCUCCUGUUGUACAGUGUGCAAUCAGUAG
This is a messenger RNA of Anguilla anguilla (European eel), 4872 nucleotides long. Its product is annotated as zinc finger protein basonuclin-2-like. Bases 67 to 3042 code for a protein of 991 amino acids. The transcript has 7 exons. Gene Ontology annotation, cellular component: nucleus. The record is from RefSeq and is a predicted model, not a curated record. Gene Ontology annotation, biological process: regulation of DNA-templated transcription. NCBI's taxonomy places the organism in Eukaryota, Metazoa, Chordata, Actinopteri, Anguilliformes, Anguillidae.